UCUUGGAGUUUUCUCGCGGUGCAAGCCACAUUUCUUGUUCUCUUUCCACUCAAGUUGGAACAGUUCUUGGGACCAUUUUGUCUCAUAUUGUUUGCGAAUGAAAAGUUCAUCUGGACCAAAUGAACGUGAUGUGCUCCUUCCACAAGAUCGCCAAGUGUGAAGGCUCCACCCAGAAAAACAGCUUGGAUAGAAUGAUUGGAGGAAAUGUCACAAGAUAAAUGAACCUCUCGGACCCGAAAACCAGGAGCCUCGUUUGUCAUCGGAAGUUAAUGAAGAUGCUCACCCUGUCUUGGAUGAAAUGAGGCAUUGCCAAAGUGGUUGAGUGGCCCAAGGUAGCCGCAAUUGGGCCAUGACUGCUGAGACUGACUUUGGCGACCCUGCGUCCUCUGUCCAGUCCGCGGUUCAAGGAUCGAUCAACGAUUAUCGGCUCACCCUCUUCAUCACAUCCUCCAGCAUCAUCAUUAUCACCCUUAUCACAAUCAUCGGGGCAGUCUCUUGCUUUAUCCUAUGUAAUGAAGACGAAGAGUUAAAAGAAGCAGAGCUCAUUCUCGACACCCCUACCCGUGAGGCUUAUGAAGGGAUGAUCCAGGCUCUCAAGGAAGGGAAAGACAUCAGCUUUCCUGGUGUUGGACAGGACGAGUUCACAAUUGCCAUUGAUACAGAAUCUCCAAUGAAGACGUCCUUCCAGACACAAGACGAUCUUGAAGUCGCCAAAAAUCCACAGGAUCACCCAGAUCCGAUCCCACCUCAAACAUAUCAACUCCGCCCCGAUAGUCUAAUGGGAGGCUCAAUGCAUCAUCUUCAAAGUGGAGAAAGUCCAUUUCACCAAUCCACUCCAACGCCUCUUAUCAAACGGUCCUUGUUCUCUGUCUUGGAGGAGGAUUCCUCUUCGCCCCAUCAGCAGAUCCCAUCACUCACACUCACCUCAGCCAAAGAAAUGGGACCUUCCACAAUAAUGGGGGCAGGAGGAGGAUACUCGACAAAGGAGGAUGAAUUUUCCAAUCUCAUCGGCCUCGAUGAGAGCACAGAGCACACGCUGAAUCAACUGGAAGCUGAUUUCGCGCGAAUGAGGAAAACUAGCGAGCGUCGAAGGCGUCAGCGUUCCCGAGCCGAGCGGAUGUCUUUUAGUGAGUGGACUCAAAAAUCAAAAGAGAACCAAUUCAAGUCAGCAUCCCCUCACCGGAGGAAAAGUUUUAUUUCCCGGCUGAAACGGAACUCAAGUGAUCGAACAGAGACUCGGACCGGGGCCGGUCAGGAACUGAGCACCAUCAGCUCUUUCUCGGGGAGCACCAUGGUCACCUUGAGCGGAGGUAUCAGGAGGAGAACUGGUUCCGGAUUAACCUGCUUCUCUGGCUCCUUACCGGUCAUGAAGGUGCUGGAUGACCGGAUGGAUAUCCUGGCUGUUCCCAAUUUAGCGACCACCCUUUCAAAGACCGCCAACCCCAAACCAGUCUUUCACUGCGAGCCCAUUGUCAGAGUCAUGGGCUCUCAAAACCGGACACGCUCAAGCCCCUUAGGCGCAGAUGGACUGAAGCAAAGGUCGCCCAAGUCCAAAACCAUUUCCAUACAAACUGAACCGCUGGAGUCCCAAGACAAGGCCACAGACUCGCCGAAGAAGGAAGAGAAGCCUCAACGCCCUUCGAGGCUCUGCACUCACUGCCUGGAAACGUACACUUCACCCAAACGUCAGCAAUUGACCUUUUUAGAAAGAAAGCGCUUCUUUGAGUCCAUGGCCACCACUCCUAAAUGAAAUCUCUUCCACUGGACAUGAGCCCAUGGCUGACCACAACGGUGCCAGAGUGUCAGUGGAACCUGUCCCCACGCCCCAACCCCACCCCCUUGAUCUCAUCUUCCCACGAAAAGGGAACUGACUGACAUUGGAGAAAUGGAAGAUCUAUAUGAAAAUCUAUGAUACGGCAACAAUAAACGAAUCGCAUGAGAUGUA
Messenger RNA from Tigriopus californicus, 1945 nucleotides. RefSeq lists its product as uncharacterized. The transcript is spliced from 5 exons. The record is from RefSeq and is a predicted model, not a curated record. The coding region runs from base 350 to 1750 and encodes 466 amino acids. Lineage: Eukaryota; Metazoa; Arthropoda; Copepoda; Harpacticoida; Harpacticidae.